This is a messenger RNA of Notothenia coriiceps (black rockcod), 1116 nucleotides long. It is a transcript of the gene gpr25, whose product is annotated as G protein-coupled receptor 25. The coding region runs from base 1 to 1116 and encodes 371 amino acids. Gene Ontology annotation, cellular component: membrane; external side of plasma membrane. The record is from RefSeq and is a predicted model, not a curated record. The transcript has a single exon. Gene Ontology annotation, biological process: G protein-coupled receptor signaling pathway; calcium-mediated signaling; cell chemotaxis. Gene Ontology annotation, molecular function: C-C chemokine receptor activity; C-C chemokine binding. Lineage: Eukaryota; Metazoa; Chordata; Actinopteri; Perciformes; Nototheniidae.
AUGUACGCCUUCACCGAGUAUUAUGAUUACUACAAUUACAGUGAGAACUUUACUGACCUUGGGUUGUUUCUUUUCAACGCCACUGUGGAUUGUCCCAGCUCACACAUGAGUGGCUCCAACAUCUUCCUGCCCAUACUGUAUUACAUUAUAUUCCUCACAGGCUUCCUGGGCAACCUCUUUGUGAUUUUGGUGGUGGGCAGCAAAGGUAGGAAAAGUGGGCGUCUGGUGGACACUUUUGUUGUCAACCUGGCCCUGGCAGACCUCGUCUUCGUCCUCACUCUGCCUCUGUGGGCCAUCUCUGCAAGCCGCAGCGGCCACUGGGACUUUGGGGCAGCUGGAGACCUUCUGUGUAAACUGAGCAGCUUCAUCAUUGCUGUCAACCGCGUCUCCAACAUCUUAUUCCUUACCUGCAUGAGUGUGGACCGCUACCUGGCGGUGGUGAAGCUGAUGGACUCGAGGUACCUCAGGAGCAGCAGGUGCAUCCGGGCGACAUGUGCUGCUGUGUGGCUGAGUUCUCUGGUGCUGGGUAUCCCAUCUCUUCUGUACCGCAGAGUGGAGCCCUCAGGGGAUGGACUCUCCUGUGUGGAAGAAAACCACUCACCCUUUUUUCUGGGCCUGAGCCUCGCCAUGGCUUUACUCACUUUUGUUAUCCCUGUGUUGAUCAUCGUGCUCUGCUAUGGCACCAUAAUAAUGUAUCUCAAUCAGCACUGUGCUGCCAAUCCUCGGGCUGAAGUGCGACACAGGCACUCCCUGAAGAUGGUCCUCUCCAUCAUAUUGGCCUUCGUGGUGUCCUGGCUCCCCUUUAACAUCUUCAAAGUCAUCGUUAUCAGCGCGAAGCUCUCCGAAGCUGACCUGAGUUGUGAAGCUGAGUCUUGGCAGAGUAACGGGCUCCUCUUGUCGGGAUGCCUGGCCUUCCUCAACAGCUGUGUGAAUCCGGCCAUUUACUUUUUCCUGGACAAUCACUUCAGACGAAGUGCCCAGAACUUGUGCAAGAGGUUCACAGGGAAGCAGAAGUUCCUGCAGAGCCACCACUCUUCAGCCUCUUUCACCAAUGUUGGCACUUCAGAGAGCUGUGGGGCAGUCAGUGGGAGAACUAAGCUCCAGAUGUGUGAGUAG